Molecule: messenger RNA, 1855 nt
Organism: Chlamydomonas reinhardtii
Lineage: Eukaryota; Viridiplantae; Chlorophyta; Chlorophyceae; Chlamydomonadales; Chlamydomonadaceae
Exons: 4
Coding region: 90-770 (226 amino acids)
Source: RefSeq, a predicted model, not a curated record
GGCGAGGCAUAGGCACGCAGAUAUGCGCAUCGUUCAAUGCUGCUAAAACGUGCCUUUGCCGUGCUCAAUGCCCGUGGCGUGCUUAGGGUAUGCUGCAGCCGCAGCAGCCGCAGCAGCCGCAGCAGCCGCAGUCGCCGCCGCAGUCACACCAGCCGCAACGGCCGAAGCAGCUGCAGCGGCAGCAGCAGCAGCAGCCGCAGCAGCAGCAGCAGCCGCAGCAGCAGCAGCAGCAGCAGCAGCAGCAGCAGCUGCAGCAGCCACCGCCGAGACAGCAGCUGCCGCCGCCCCCUGUCUGGGCCGCAGCCGCCGAUGCCAUCGCGCGUGCCGCCUGGGGCUGGGAGCGGCGGGCCCGCGCCCGCCCGGCCCAGUGGUGCCUUUGCUGCCUGGCGCCCGCUCGUCGCGCGCCAGCCUGCUGUGCUCGCGUGGCGCGCGGCCGCCCCGGCCCGCAGGCGAUGGCGGUCCGGGUACAUGCGGUGGCGCGGUCCGGCACUCCGCGCGCGGGCAUUGGCGCGGCGGCCUGGGAAGCCGGUGGUCUCGAUGAUGAGGCCCCUGCCGCCAAGCGCGCGGACACCCGCGCCAUCGCGGCCGUGGGCUCUGGCCUGCGGGCUGGCUUCCUAAUGCCGCCGGCUGGGCGGCGGCCGUCGCCUUCGGUGGCUGGAGCGGACGGCGGCGCUGCUGGGCGUGCGAGCAGCUGCAGGAGGCCCGUCUGGCGGUGGUGGCGGCGAGCCCGGCGGUGGUGCUGGGGCGGCGGGCGUGGGCCCGGACCCUGAAAUGGUUGGUGGCGAGUGCGACUACGGGACCAUCCUGCGGCGGACGUCGUGGCUUUGCUGGCUGACCACGAUGAGGCCCCCAGCCCCGGCACUACCUUUGAGGCGGUCCUGCAACAGGUACUGUGGGAUGCGAGUGAUCAGUUCGCGGUGUGCUGUCGUGGCACUGGGCGCGCUCUGAUCCUGAGGUCCCUCCGUGGGGACGUCCGCGCCUGGGAGCGGGAAUGGGUGGCAGACGGUGGCCCUCCCGUGUGCCCUCGGGGCCUGAUGCCGCAGCUGCUAGAGGUCGCGGCGCGCGCGGAUGCGGAGUUGGUGCGCGGGCGCUCUGGGCGGGGCUUUCCUAGUGUGCUGUCCUGGUUUGGUGGCGUGUUCGUGCGUGCGCUUGAUCGUGCGCCGGCAGUUGUUCCUGUGCGGUAGCUGGUCUGCUUUGUUGUGGAGGUCAGUUGGCUGCUGCCCGUGUGCCCCGGUUUGCGUGGGGCCCGUGCCCCGGUUUGCUGCGGGUGGGAGCGGGUGUGACUGCGCGUGGUCGUGCGCCUGCAGUGGUUGCCGUGUAGUCGCUUUGGACUGCUUUGUUGCUGGGUCGGAUUGCGCGGCCGCUUGAUUCAGCGUGCGGGCGUGGCGGUCGGGUAGCUGCUGCCUGUGUUCCCUGGCCUGCUUGGGACCCAGGGCCCGGUUUGCAGUGUUGUGGUGCGGGGGUAAGCGUGUGUACCUGCAGUGGUUUCCCGUUCUCGCGGUGGUUUAGGCUUGGUGCUGGGUGUCCGUGCUUCUCCUUCUUUUGUUUGUCGUGCUCUGUUAUGUGAGUUUGGUGGUUGCUUCGCCUUUUUGGGGGCCCCCGGUCUGCCCUUGCUUUGCCCCGGAGGGGUGCCCUUGGGUUUCGGUGGCUUGUGCGGUGGUCCCUGGUGUUCUGCUUGCUCGCUUUGCAGGUUGUGUGCCGGUGUGGUGCUGCCGGUGUGGGUCUCCCCCCACUCCACCAGUCCAACAGGCCAACAGGGGCGGCGCGCUCUUCCCUUCACCAGCCCGGAUGAGAUGCUUGAAGACUAACAAUGCGAAGCCGAGGAAGCCAGCGGGCAUUGUAAGGCCCCCCCCCC